Molecule: messenger RNA, 1560 nt
Organism: Serendipita indica DSM 11827
Lineage: Eukaryota; Fungi; Basidiomycota; Agaricomycetes; Sebacinales; Serendipitaceae
Source: the annotation of a GenBank genome assembly
AUGUCUAUACCCUACACCUUCAUCGACCAAUUCCCCGCCCAGAGCGGCUCAGCAGCCACUACCGGCGGCGCAUGGUUGGGAACAUUGUCCGCAAACGAUGCACGAUCGACCAUAUCCACACCGUGUGGAGAUGUUCCACAUUGUCUUUGGAUGUGGGUCAACGCCAGAGGUGCCUAUGAGACGUAUAGCAUGAAAUACGAGGCAAAUAUCUCCAUCCCCAUGUCGCGCUACGGCAACGCGAACCAGCUCUCAUUUAACUGGUCGUAUAAGAUCCGAUGGGGAUGCUCAGCAUUGCCGGGCGGAUACAACCUCACCUCCAACUCGCGCGUCGGCUCAUCCGAUGCAAACUCAUAUUCGACCAGCUUUGGUUCAACAGAUUGGUCCACCAUUACAGCAAGCGACGAUUGGGCGACCACCAUUUCGCACAGCGGGACGACUCCGAUAGAACGCUAUGGCAGCUCGUCGCUCGGUUUUGUCUACAUUAGCAUCGACUUGACGAUGCCUCAUCCACUCAAUUCUUCCGUUUCGUAUUACAUCAAAGGGGCCACAUUUGAUAUCACCACGCCUACGUCUGUUGCGGCAGUGUCAACGCCUAUCGCCUCUGGCUCUGGUUCCGGCUCUGGCUCUGGCUCCGGCUCUGGCUCUGGCUCUGCUACCUCGUCGAUUAACCGCACAUCCACAUCCACUUCGUCUACUCUAUCGGCCUCUAUCACAUUCUCCUCCAUCCUUGGCGGUCCUAGCGUGGACGCUGGUUCGGAAAGUUCAACACAGGCCGCGGUAGGCUCGACAGAGAACCCAUCUAGUCCAUCAAACGAACCAACCAGAAAGACCAACCUAACACCAGCUAUCGUUGGAGCAACCCUAGGGGUAAUUGCGCUCUUGGGUCUCAUAGCUUUCUUCGUCUUCCUUCUCAGACGACAUAGGCGAAAGGAAGUGGUGCCUACUGGAGAAGAUGAGGGCUUUGCGCCGAUGACGCAUAGGUCCGACUCAAUGCUCCUUGCCGGUCCUGCACCAAAGGGUGAGCGGCCACCGAGUGUGAGGUGGAAUACCGACACCUCGGCAUAUCUCACGACCGAAGAGAAUCUCAUGCCUGUAAGCGAAUCUGAAGAUGCUAUAUUACCAUCUGGCUCGCGCGCAGACAAUCCAACCAUCUCGCCCGCAACGGACGACGUCGUACCUAUUCGACCUGAAUCACUUUCGCAUACAGAAACUACAGAGAAUCGACAGGAAGAAGAGAGGCAAGGAGGCUCUGUAGUCGGUACAGAAGCACCUCCGCCUUAUCGGGGCUCCGUGGGGACACCGAUUGCACCCGGUCCAUCACGACGGAAUACGAACCCCUUCAUUCCAUUGCCCCUCCCAAUGCGUACACUAGAAGACUUUGCACGUGUGCAUCGUGCAGAGGUUUCGGAAGAGUUGGAACAGAAGCUCAGGAGGGCGAAUUAUUUGCCUAGUGAUGACCCUGAUGCAAUUUCGGACGAGGUUUGGGAGAGAGAAUAUGCUGUUGAUGCACGCGAGUUGGAGGUCUUGCGGCGUCUUUAUCAGAGGAAUAACGAUAUUUAA